Molecule: messenger RNA, 4805 nt
Organism: Neoarius graeffei (lesser salmon catfish)
Lineage: Eukaryota; Metazoa; Chordata; Actinopteri; Siluriformes; Ariidae
Product: NHS-like protein 2
Exons: 4
Coding region: 1447-3672 (741 amino acids)
Biological process (GO): cell differentiation
Source: RefSeq, a predicted model, not a curated record
UCUGUUUAUCUGUAAUGAUGCUGCUGGAAUCUUAAUUUCCCUGAGGGAACCCUCCCAAAGGGAUCAAUAAAGUUUAAUCUAAUCUAAUCUAAUCUAAUCUAAUCUAAUCUAAUCUAAUCUAAUCUAAUCUAAUCUAAUCUAAUCUAAUCUAAUCUAAUCUAAUCUAAUCUAAUCUAAUCUAAUCUAAUCUAAUCUAAUCGACUCUCAUCCACAAGUUGAUUCUGGCUGCAGUUCUGCUGCACUGAAUAUUCCCACCUAAAUCUUUUUUUUUUCCUUAUGAGAUGGAUUGCUUACAUAACUCUAUUGUGCACUGCACCAUGAUUAUACAUUUCACACCCCACCGCCUCUGUUGUGGAGAAAUAGUGGUUGAAACACUGUUCUUUCUCAAAAUUACUCAAACAUGGGUGGACCUAGUUUCAUCUCUCUCUCUCUCUCUCUCUUUAUUUAUUUGAUGCCUGUCUCUCUCACCACUUGUGUGUUUUCUCAGUACCUCUCAUUCUCACUCGGUUGUGCAGAACGUCUGUGAUGUAUGAGAAGCUUCAGCGUUCUCACAGCGUAACACUAAUGACCUGUCACACAGCCUUGUAUUAAACUACAGUAUACUACAGAAAAGUAAACAAGCUCGAGUGAAAUUAUACACAUUACAGAUCAAAUUACACUGAAAUCUCCAGAGCAAUAAAAUUGAUAAUGGUUUGAUGGCUGAGAUAAUUUCUGUUUGUGUUGAUGUCAGUGCACCAGGAGAUGUGAGAUGACUGAUGAUGAUGUAAGCUUGUACAUUUCUUCCUGACAUCACCGGACUCUUGACUUAACUGCUGUUGCUAUGGGUUUGGGUGCAGUUUUCCCAGUUUGAAUGCACCUCUGUCUGUGUUUGGUCGGUGCAGCUGAGACAGGAGAUGCUGUGUUCUCCUCUGAUACACUGCUGCUGUUUUUCAUAAGCAGUGCAGUGAAUUUACAGUUUUUGGUGUUUAUGUAAUAUGUCACUCUCUAUCAUUCCAUUUUCCCUCCCUCUGUCUCUCUCUCUCUCUCUCUCUCUCUCUCUCUCUGUCUUUCCUCACGAACUGAGUGAGGCAGCAAGUAGCCCACAUCAUAUCGUCAUGGAAACAGCAUGCGAGUGUUAGCAAGAGGGAAUGAGGAGCGAGAGGGAGGGAGAGGGACGGAGAACAAGUAGGAACUGCAUUAGAAAACAAGCCCAGUCUCCAGAGCCAUCUGAAAGUCUCAAAACUAUUGGAAUGCUAACUGAUCUCUUGGACUUUCUGGCAACUGUUAAAUAACUACUGAAGAAUAAUCACCAUGCCACUCCGAUUCUCACUGAUACUUCAGGUGCUCACAGUGUCCUGAGAGUCCAUAUGUCAAAGAAACUGAUGGAAUCGAUUUGGCUCUGAAAAAAGCCGUUUUGACACAAUCAUCUCCCUGAAAAACAAAGACAAAAUUUGUCCUGGAAGAACAAUGGAGCAAACAACCUUGUUUUGUUCAUCUCAGACUUGGAAAGGUCCCAAUGUUUCAACGUUUUCCUCUGAGUGGGAUGAUACGCUGAACUCCUACCUUUUAGCACCUGAUGUCAUUAAACCUCCUCCACAAUUCCAAGAUCCAGAGGAACCAUGCCAGGCCACACCUACCAAUGUUACUAUCAUUAGAAAGAGGGAUAAAGAUAUGGUCAGGACAGGAGCCACACAAAAAGAGCGCAGGAGCAGACCUGUCAGUGCCAUAGAACACCACAGACGUUCAUUAUCACUUUCCACAGCCAUCACCUCCAACCCAGGUGCAACACGGCGCCGGUGUGAAAGCUAUGCCCUGUCGUAUCCCAGCAGCAGCUCUGAUGACAGUGGCAGUGACAGCACUUCUGUGAGGAGAGGAGAUCGUCUUCCUGAUGCGGUGCCUCAGCACAAGGCUCGGAGCAUUGUUCUGAGAAAGGCCAAGAGGAAACCGGCUCCACCUACACGGACAGUUUCGCUGCCCCGACUUUCAGACGUGACGCCUCCCGAGCGUAGAACAAAGAGUCUCUACAUUCCCAAUGAUGCACAGAACGCCAUACUCCUUCCAGACCUUAUUCCAUUAUCUAAAGAAGAAGCUGAUGACUCCAGGAAGACCACGUUCACUCCGGAAGCACCAGGAGAUGUUCCAGUGAAUCAGGCCAUCUCCAGUCACAAGCCAUUAAAUGAGUUAAGGUCUAGUGAACCAUGCAAGUCAAGCACAAGUUCCUCUGUGGGAUAUCCUCUAAAUGAACCUGCAAAAGUCCCUUGCAACUCUGACUGCAACAACUCUCCAUCAUCUUCUCGAUCUUCUCCCUCCCAACCUUCUAUCUCCUCCCCUACCAAACCGCCUGGCUCAGCCUCACCCUCCAGUGGCUACUCAAGCCAGUGCGAGACUCCCACUCAGCCAAUUGCUAUUACGACAGGAGCCUGCAGAAUGCGGCCCAAACCCUCGGGUGCUGUUCCUGGCCAACAGGUCCGAAACUGCAGAUCAAGAUUAUCCCUGCAGUUACCCGACACACAAGCAGUUAGCCCGAAUCCAGAACCUUCUGUUGUCCUGCCAAAAGUCAACCGCCGUUACUCUGAUGCCUCACAUCCGAAGCAGAGGCUGAGUAACAGCAUGCUGAUAAUGCCUGUGGUGACUCAGGAAGACCUGAACAAUGUGCGCUUGCGUUCAGUCAGCAGCUCUGACCUGGACACCACAGCUGUCAUUGAGGAAGAGAAUGAAAGGGAUGCAGGGUCUGUUGCUGCUCAGAACAGCCCAAAACACAAACCCCCUGUAGCACCUAAGCCACCUGUGUCUAAAUGGCCACCUUGUGCAGCAGCAGGGAUGAAUUCAAGCACAUCUUCUGCAGAUCCGACAGUAACCAGUGCCAAUUACGGACAAAGCAGCAUUUACUCAACGGUUAACAAAGUUAAGCCCAAGGUUGUUCUUCCGUCCUCAUCAAAUGUCAAUAGUGACCAUCGGCAGCAAUCUCUAGAGCAUAGGAAGGAGACUAACUGCUUACAAUCCCAGUGUAGUUCUGAUUAUACAAAUGCAUUGUCCUUCAAACCUGCUCCUGAUGCCAAACCGAGUGAAGCACAGAAGAAGAGAAGAGCACCAGCUCCUCCGGUUUCAAAGAGACCCAAUACAGUCUACUUACCCUGUAAUAACAUGCCUGUAGUGGAUAAGCAUGUCCAGCCACCUCCGAGUGAUUCAAAGUCAGAGAGUUCUCAACGGGAAUAUCACGUCACGGUGUACGGACUCAUUCCAACUUAUUCACAAGUUGAUGAAAAAGGUCCACCAAAUGUACCUGAGUAUGAAUUAUACGAGAAAGAGGACGAUGGGCAAGUGCCAGAAAUCGGCGAGCUUCAUCUGGUGAAUGAAGAGGAUGAGGUUUUUCUUCACAAGCCCUCCUCUCACACAACAGAGGACCUUUUCACCAUUAUUCACAGGUCGAAGAGGAAACUCCUGGGUCGCAAAGACUCUUUAGAUAACAAGCAAGCUGACUUUGGCACUCACACUCUCGGCAGUGGUUCUAAGGCUACUUACCAGAAUGACAACUUCAUGGCUCUUCUGAGAAGGACGAGAAGUGCCAAGGCCAGUUGCGGGAGUCGAAUCUCAGCUGCAGAACUUCUGAGGAGUUCAAAACCUGCAGCUACUGGCUCCGCAGAUCUGACCAGCUACAAAAAACACAACUGGAUGCAAUCUUAUGGUCCUUGAACUGUCACUGUCAUCAGUUCUGUUUGGCUGAAUAUCACAUUGUGCUCGUUUUAAGCUUGUGAACAACCUGCUUGUAUUAAAAACAACAACAACAACAACAACAAGAACCACCUGCUGUUUGAAAGUUUCAGAAAUUUGACAGUUUAGAUAUUGUUUAAUCUUUAAAACUAAAAACCUUCUUUGGUAACUAAAGAUUACGACAAGUAAAAUGAGUAAAGGGUUCAUAUUCUGCAAAUUGCAAAUGCUAACAUAAAGAGCUGGCUUUAUAUCGUCUAAAUGUUAGGUAUAAUUUAUGUUAUACUAUAAAAUGUAUUUGUCUCGACUGCCUUGAGUGGAAUUUUGUGAAACAGCACAGUAAUGCUGUAUAUUAUUGACUGUUUUCAAAACAUAUCAUACUGUAGAUCUAUUCAGAGUAUUAAAUUUCUAUCCAUAUGGGACAAAUGUUUGUCUUGUACACAAGAUGCAUCAGAAUGUUAUAAUUAUAACAAAAUAGUUUAUUCUGUUCACUGCAGUACAAUAUAAAUAAGGAUACACAUUGUGACGAUUCACUUACAUAAGUAUGCUCUAACAAAUAAACAAACUGUCCUCGGCAUGAGGGAAAGUGUGAUAUCUGAGACAGAGCUUGGAAAAGUAAUGAGAAGGAAUUAAUAUAAUCUUCAGGUCACUUGGACUAAUCUGUCGUGCUGUCAUACACCUGAUACGGCUGGACUGGAGGAUUACACACCUGACAACCUGCAAAACACAAACACUUUAACGUCGUUCACUUCAAAGCUGACUUUUUCACCUUCCAUGCAAUAGACUGCAGUUUUUUGGGGGCUUUGGGAAUUUUUAAAUGGACAUCAACUGUGUGAAAUCUGUGAUGUUUAUCAGCAUUAUGGAAGGACUGUGUUCUGAUAUGACCUCAUUCAGCUUGGGUAAGUGUUUCUGAGCAAUAUAUCAGUACAAUAUUAACAGAACAAGAAGAGGAAGGUGUGUGUGUGUUGUGUGUAUGUGUGUGUGUUUGUUUGUUCUAUAAUUUUAUAUGAUUCAGAGAGAAAAUUUGCAUGUGUAAAUGGAAUAUAAUACACACACAUCCUAGUACAGUGCUUGUUUUUACUCACACACACACAGUGGAUGUUCUGUUCCUCUAAAUA